This is a messenger RNA of Mesorhabditis belari, 513 nucleotides long. NCBI's taxonomy places the organism in Eukaryota, Metazoa, Nematoda, Chromadorea, Rhabditida, Rhabditidae. The record is from the annotation of a GenBank genome assembly.
AUGAGUGAUCCAAUUUCUCCAAUUGUUUCCCAUCCACUCAUCAUAAGUAUUGCAAGCGCCAUCGUCCUCUGUGAUAUCCCUUUUCUUCUUCUGAUCUUUGUCAAUCGGCAUUUGCGAAAGCAAAAAGAGUUGAUCAUCGUUGGAUUUGUGUGCAUUGCGGAUACGGCUCAUGCAUUGGGAACCCUUCUUGCCGGAGUUCUGCGAUUGUGGCUCUUUUUAAAUGAUCGUCUCUGUGAUUAUCAAUUAAUGGGAUCCGCCACAUUGGUUGUCGCUUUUGAUCGAUUCAUUGCUGUGACAAAACCCGUUCAUUACCGUGCGCUGGAUGAGCGCUUCACUUUUGGGGUGAUGGGAGGGGCUCUGAAUGUUCUUUUGAUCACUUUGCAACAUGAUGAGGUUUUAAACGUUUUAAGAGCAAAGUUUAAAAGGACACGAGAGGGAGCAAAGAUUGCAAGCUCGGUAAUUCCUUCAACGGCAAGUCGAUCAUCAAAGGGACAUGGUUAUGUUGAAGGAUCC